AAAAAGAUCCUCUUGAAUGUUUUGAAAAGAAAAAGACAAUAAUAAUAAACAAUAAUAAGAGAUAUGUCUCAAAUACUUAACGAGUUGAUCAAUACACUAUAUUAUUUUACAUGCCAUAAAUUUGUAUCAGGUUCCUUGAUUGUAAGAAAUAUGGCUUCGGCGAAAAGAUUUUAUAGAAGGACGAACAUACUUUCGAGUGGAGAAAAAUUUGAGGUUACUCUGGAUCAGAUGAAAUUGAAAACACCACAGGGCAGAAUAUUUGAGGUGAAUAGCAAACCUCUGGCCUUAGCAGUGGCCACUGAGUGGGACGCACAGAAGGAGACAAUCAACAGAGAGAGCAUGCAUCUGACAUCCUUAUGCAACACUGUAUUAGACAAUCCAUACAAUUGCACCAAAAUAGAUCUGGUCAAUCACAUGAUAAACUGUUUAGAAAUGGACACGAUUUUGUUUUAUUCGAGUGAAGUGGAUGAACUGUAUCAAUUACAAAUUGAAAAGUGGGAACCAAUAGUUUAUUGGUUUUGUAAACAUUACAAUGUAGAGAUUAAGAAAACUCAAAGUAUAGAUGCACCUACAAUAUCUAUGGAAAUCAAAGCUACAUUAACAAGACAUUUAUUAUCUCAUAAUUUCAAUAGUAUUUAUGGUCUUGUAUAUGCAGUGGACAGAUUAAAAUCAAUUAUUUUAACUCUUGCCACAGUUGCAACAGUAAUUAAUAUUCCGGAAGCUGUAAGUCUUUCACGCCUAGAAGAAGAAUACCAGAUUUCUCAUUGGGGCAAUGUAGAAUGGUAUCAUGAAUACAGCAAACAAGAUCUGCAGGCUCAUCUAUCGGCAGCAAUGUUAUUUGUAUAUUUAAAUUCUCAUUCCUCCACUUCUCAGCUCAAAAAUGACGCCUUUAAUGUAAGCUAA
This is a messenger RNA of Cyphomyrmex costatus, 903 nucleotides long. RefSeq names its product ATP synthase mitochondrial F1 complex assembly factor 2 homolog l(2)k14505. The transcript is spliced from 6 exons. The coding region runs from base 64 to 903 and encodes 279 amino acids. Gene Ontology annotation, biological process: mitochondrial proton-transporting ATP synthase complex assembly. Gene Ontology annotation, cellular component: mitochondrion. NCBI's taxonomy places the organism in Eukaryota, Metazoa, Arthropoda, Insecta, Hymenoptera, Formicidae. The record is from RefSeq and is a predicted model, not a curated record.